AUGUUCGACCGAUGGGUUCGCGAACCCUACCGCCUCGCCACUACAGAUGACUAUACUUCGCGCUUCGCAACCUCAUGGUUCCUCUCGCCUCUACAACUGGCCAUAUGGCGUGGCAUUGUCGCUUUCUAUGCCUUUGUUGUCAUUUUUAUCAAUCUAGGCCAUGAAGGAAGCGUACAAGCAGGUCGAUCAUUUAGUUACUUUACUGUGCUCGGCUAUUGGGGCCUCGCUUUCUACUACGCUGUAUCAUGCGCCCAUUCAGCAAGUUUCUGGUUCUACGGCGAGUCUUGGUUGCAAAAGUGGCCGGGGUCCCUCCAAUGGUUGCAUUCGUUGUUCUAUGCCACUGUUACGGUGUUUCCCUUCGUCGUCACUGGUAGGCGUUCAAUUAGAUGGGUAUGGCCGACGCAACGCUAA
Messenger RNA from Aureobasidium vineae, 411 nucleotides. The record is from the annotation of a GenBank genome assembly. Lineage: Eukaryota; Fungi; Ascomycota; Dothideomycetes; Dothideales; Saccotheciaceae.